Molecule: messenger RNA, 1538 nt
Organism: Planococcus citri (citrus mealybug)
Lineage: Eukaryota; Metazoa; Arthropoda; Insecta; Hemiptera; Pseudococcidae
Exons: 5
Coding region: 161-1381 (406 amino acids)
Cellular component (GO): nucleus
Source: RefSeq, a predicted model, not a curated record
UGAAUUCGGAUUUGUAGGAUGUAGAACGUAAACAACAUUUUUUGAUAACAUUUUGCGAAAAACUUUGAAAUUGUGAGACUUUUUAACGAAGAAAUUUCGCGUUAAAUCGAAGAAUUAUUUAAAAUUUAUGCAUUCAUAAAGAUCUCGCCGAUUCACUACCAUGUUAUCUAAAAAACUCAUUUCUUUGUAUCUUCGUCCUAAAAUUCCAUCUAAUACUUCAUCGAGGCUGUUACGAGGAGGUUAUACAUUUGAAUUGAAGAAACGCACUCCCAAAGCAAAAGAUUCUGACGAUGCAAAACGUUGCAGAUUAAAAGAAAUUCGUAAAAGUAAUACGGGCGCUGGAGGUGCUCUACAUUUGAUUGAGGAACGCGAAGGUAAACUAAAUCCAGAUCUUGACUACGACUACAUCGAAGACUCUACCAUCGGCUUGGAAAAUUACCACGCUCAGUUUCAAGAAAAAUUGCAAUUAUCCCGUAGUGAAUUCUGUCGUUCAUCGUUGAAUAAUAUUAAACGAAAGUACUUCAUGGAACCUAAACUUCCGAACAUGGUACUGUAUUGUGAAAAACAAGAUAUGAAACUUUUGCAUGAAAACGAUCCGGAGAAUUGGGAUGUGGAAAAAUUAUCCGAAAGUUUUCCAGUCACACCUGAGAUAGCCAAAAAAAUUCUACGUUCGCCAUUCACCGCUUAUACAGUUGAGCAAGUGAAAAAACACGAUCAGAUGGCCAAACGUAACUGGAAGCUUUUCAACGAGGGUAAACUAGAUUUAAGUCCAGAAUUACGCAGUCAUUACGAAAAGUUCGUCGAUAGAGUAUCUUUCGAAACGCCACAGCAUGUGAUUGAAAAAUAUCUACCUUCUAAACCGAACUUCGAAUUGAACUUGAAAAACAAAGAAUUCGGUAGUAUAGUCGAAAAAUACGAGCUAACUAAAUCGAAACCUAGUAAAAUACAAAUAGAUCCGCAUAACAAUAAAGCAGUAUACGAAGAUACAAAAUUUCAGCCUAAAAUGAUCACCGAAGAAUAUAAACUAAGUUCCCAUAAAUCUGUCACGUUGGAUAAGUUACGCGAUAAUAUAAAAGCUCAUCCCGAACGAGCUUCUGAAUUAUCUAAGCUUAUAGUCGAAAUGGAGAAGAAAUAUUUACCUGCGUCUAAAUCUAAACCGAACGUGGAUAUUGUUCCCGAAACUGAUUAUUUAGCCGAAGCUGAAGUUGUGGAUAAAACUUAUGAGAAUUCGUUGCCUCAGAUGAACGACAAAUUUCCAUUACGUAUUGAGAUACCUAAAGACCAAUGGAAACGAAAUAAACUGUAUCAAGUUGAAGAUCGAUUUUAUAAUGAUGUCGGUCAUUUUCUGUACAGAGUUCCUGGUCUGUUUACGAGUAGCUAAUUUUAUUGGGGCUGUGUGCUGUUAUUCAGUAAUUUCUGUGAUAUUAAGUUGAGAGAACGUUUUUUUCUGUAGAUCAGUUUUAUUUUAUCGAUGCGUAUGUUGUAACAAUUUAAAUACGUACCUAUAUGUUUUGUUUCAAACUUCGGUACAGUAUUGA